AUGGGUUCCAUGAACUGGUUGGGUUUCUCUCUUUCCCCUCAAGAAGUAGUUCCGGCUGAUCCAACGAUAUCUGAGGGUGCUGAUCAUCAUCAUCAGCAGCACGGCCAAGAUCAUCACGACUUAUCUGACCAGACCACCACACUAGUCUCUCGCCUCCGCUCUAAGUACUCGGAUGAAAUCUCCGGUACCGAUGCCUCCGGAGACUUCUUUGAUCUCACUAAUUCUCAUGACGACACAUCUGCUACUCCUACUGCUCCUAAUCAUCAUUCUCUCAACCACCUCCCCACAUCUUUUGGGAUGCUUCAUCAAGCUGCGUUCAACUCCCAAGGUGCAGAUUGGAAUAUGAACUCACCGGAUAGCACCAACUACAAGUUCACAUCAGACCACCUCUCUAUGCUUAUGGGAAGCAGUAACUCAUGCAAUACCCUAAACCUUGAAAACCAUCAAUAUCGUCAUCAGCAGCAGCCAAAGCUCGAAAACUUCCUGGGCCGACACUCUUUCAUUGCGGAUCAUCACGAUCAUAUCCAGAGUAGCAUUAGUUCUGCGCAUGCAUGCAAUAAUAAAAACACCGCCAGUACUAAUACUACCGACAACAUCUUCUCCAGAACAGCCUCUUCUUUGCAGCUUCCGUUAGAGAUUUCCGAUCCCACAAAUGUCAUAAACGGAGACGGUGCAGUCGGUAACAUUAAUAUCAACAGCAGCAGCUCGAAUAUUGGGCUUUCAAUGAUCAAGACAUGGCUGAGGAAUCAACCAGCACCCCAGCUGCAAGAGAUGAACAAGAGCGAUAUUAAUGGCAUCGGUGUCUCCAACACAAGUACUAGUAUUAGCAGUGCACAGACUCUUUCGCUUUCGAUGAGUACUGCAGGUGCUACUACGGCCGGAGAUCAAACCUGUUCGUCAGAUCGAGAUCGAGAUAAUAAUAAGCAGGCAAUUAUUAGGACCGCUGCCCCCGCAGUGACUACUCAGUCUGGGAUCGAUAACCAGACUAGUAUUGCUACUGCUAUUGAGGCCGUGCCCAGAAAGUCCAUUGAUACAUUUGGACAGAGAACUUCUAUAUACCGUGGUGUAACCAGGCACAGAUGGACAGGUAGAUAUGAAGCUCAUUUGUGGGAUAAUAGUUGCCGAAGAGAGGGACAAACUCGAAAGGGACGGCAAGGUGGUUAUGACAAGGAAGAAAAGGCCGCAAGAGCUUAUGACCUAGCAGCAUUGAAAUAUUGGGGUACUACAACCACUACCAACUUCCCGAUUAGCAACUAUGAGAAAGAGGUAGACGAAAUGAAGCACAUGACAAGGCAGGAAUAUGUUGCAUCUUUGCGAAGGAAGAGUAGUGGGUUUUCUCGUGGUGCAUCCAUUUAUCGAGGAGUGACAAGGCACCACCAGCAUGGGAGAUGGCAAGCAAGGAUUGGAAGAGUAGCAGGGAACAAAGAUCUCUACCUUGGAACAUUCAGUACCCAGGAGGAAGCAGCAGAGGCAUAUGACAUCGCAGCCAUAAAAUUCCGGGGACUUAAUGCAGUAACAAACUUUGACAUGACUAGAUACGACGUGAAGUCGAUUCUGGAGAGCAGCACAUUGCCCAUUGGUGGUGCUGCGAAGCGACUGAAAGACGUUGAGCAGCUGAUGAUGAUGAAUACUAGUACUAGUAAUAGUCUCGAUCAAUAUCAUCAGCAACUGAUAAAUGGAGAUCAUCAUGGAAUGAGAAUAAAUAACGUCUAUGGUACUGGAGUAGGCUGGCCAACUCUUGCAUUUAACCAAGCCGCUACCGCUGUUGCCCAUCAGGCCGCAGUGCCGCCUUUUGGGAUGCAUUAUUACUCAUCAGUGCCAUAUAAUUCUAAUGGCGGGCAGAGGGUUUGGUGCAAGCAAGAGCAAGACACUAAUUCUCAAAGCUUUUAUCAGCCACAAGAUCAUCAUCAUCAACUACUUCAGUUGGGAAGUACUCACAAUUUCUUUCAGCCAGUCAACCUCAUGGGAAAUAGUUCUACGGAUUCUAUGGAACAUAGCUCAGGUUCUAAUUCUGUCGUAUAUAAUGGUACUACUGCCGGAGAUCACGGUGGCUAUAUAAUCCCUAUGGGGACGGCUAUAGCUAAUGAUCAUGAGAAUAAUAGUAAUGCUUUUGGAAAUGGCAGUUCCGAUCAUGAUCAGGUGAAGCCCGCGCUAGGUUAUGAAAAUGUGUUUGGCUCAAGUAGUACUACUACCACUGCGGAUGCUUAUAAUCAUGCAAAGAGCUUGUAUUAUCUUCCGGUUCAGGCGCCACAGUCAUCAUCAGUUUCAUCAAUAGGUGUGUCGAUGAAGGGAAGCAGCGAGUAUGACAAUUGGGUGCCAACAGCAGUUCCAACAUCUACUCACAAUAUGGCUCCUUUCAGUCUGGAAUGA
Pyrus x bretschneideri (Chinese white pear) is the source of this 2370-nucleotide messenger RNA. Its product is annotated as AP2-like ethylene-responsive transcription factor BBM1. The record is from RefSeq and is a predicted model, not a curated record. The transcript has 9 exons. Bases 1 to 2370 code for a protein of 789 amino acids. NCBI's taxonomy places the organism in Eukaryota, Viridiplantae, Streptophyta, Magnoliopsida, Rosales, Rosaceae. Gene Ontology annotation, molecular function: DNA binding; DNA-binding transcription factor activity. Gene Ontology annotation, biological process: regulation of DNA-templated transcription.